AUGUCCAACUCAGAGAAGAAUUUCUCCAACUGGUCUGCCAAGGUAGAUCAAAUAAUGAACAGCAUCGACCUCAAAAAGACGAGGAUCACUUCGCCGGACGAAAUGACACCUAUAACCAGCUACUCACUGGGAGUUAACCUCAUUCCAUAUCACGAGUUCAGCAGUACCGUAAGGCCAGAAGUUCGACAGGAGAUCCUCGAGUACAUGGAAGCUGAGCUGGAAAAGUACGAGCAGUCAAGGAAGAAGAAGAGCUCAGAAGAGGCGGACCGGCUGCGAGCCGAGGGCAAUACUCACUACCAAAGGAAGAACUUUGACGCGGCACUGCACUCCUACACAAUGUCCAUUCUCUAUGCUCCAGUGCAGUCAGAGGGCGGAGACGAGGCGGAUAAGAAGUCCUCCAGUCUGGCUCUGGGCUAUGGCAAUCGCUCUGCGACCUUCUUCGAGAUUGGCCAGUGGGCGAGCGUACUGGCGGACAUUGAGCACGCCCUUGAGGCCGGCCACCAGGGCGUGGGUAAGCUGCUGCUGCGAAAGGCUGAUGCACUGAUCAACCUGAGAAAGUUCGAAAUGGCCAAAGUGGUGCUCAAGGACAGCCGCCUCAAGCAAGACCCCAGCCUCGAAGGAACUGUCAUUGGACGUCUGGUCACCGUGGAGAGGAGUCUUAGAGCAGCUAAAGCGCAGCAGUCUCCACUGAAUGAAAUCAGCAUUCCGCCUUCUGAAUUUCCCCCUCUUUCUGAGAUCAUCUCCUCGCUUUCCACCUUCAGUGAUCACCCUUACGAGCCCUCGGAACAAAUACCCUCGCUAAGUCGCAAGUUGGAGGUGCGAUCUAGCCCAGAGAAGGGGCGUCAUUUGGUGGCCACGGAGCCCAUUUCGCCGGGAGAGAUUCUCGCCGUUGAGCUGCCCUACGCCAGUGUUCUGGUGAAGAAGGAGGAGCUGAGCUACUGCCAUCACUGCUGCCGCCGCCUGAAGACGGACCAGUUUGCGGUGCUGCCGGAGGAGCACAAUCUGGGCGACAAACUGGGCAAUGCUCAGCGCAUGGAAG
This is a messenger RNA of Rhagoletis zephyria (snowberry fruit fly), 1039 nucleotides long. The record is from RefSeq and is a predicted model, not a curated record. NCBI's taxonomy places the organism in Eukaryota, Metazoa, Arthropoda, Insecta, Diptera, Tephritidae.